Aspergillus uvarum CBS 121591 is the source of this 759-nucleotide messenger RNA. RefSeq names its product putative transcription regulator PAB1642. NCBI's taxonomy places the organism in Eukaryota, Fungi, Ascomycota, Eurotiomycetes, Eurotiales, Aspergillaceae. The record is from RefSeq and is a predicted model, not a curated record. The annotation marks the transcript as partial. The transcript has a single exon.
UCCGCCACCGCCCACCCGUUCCUCUCCGCCGCCGCGGCCGGCACCCUCCCCAAACCGCGGCUCUCGGCCUGGCUCGCCCAAGACCGCCUGUACAUCCACGCCUACAUCCGGUUCAUCGGGGCGCUGCUCGCCAAGCUCCACCUUCCCCUCCCGCUGGCCCUGCCGCAGGCCAACAGCCCCCAAAACACCAACACCAAUACCAACGCCCCCGAAACCCUCGAAUCCCAAACCCUCCACACCCUCACCGGCGCCCUGACCAACAUCGUCCGCGAACUGGACUUCUUCCUCGCCGUCGCUGACGAGUACGCGCUGGAUCUGCAGGCGCCGUACCGGAAGCCUGAGGCCGGCGAGGCAGAAGCACCAGCCGGCAACGUCACCGCCUCGCCCAUCACAACAGCAUACACGGAUCUCUUCGUCUCCGCGGGGUCGGCGGGCACGUCCCUGCUGGAGGGGUUGGUCGUGCUCUGGGCGACGGAGGUGUGUUACCUGACGGUGUGGCGGAAUGUGCGGGAGGCGAUGGGACAGCACAACGGUGAAGAUGCGGAUGGGGGUGCGCUGCGCGAGAAGCUGAUUCCCAAUUGGACGUGUGCCGAGUUCGAGGAGUUCGUGGCGGGGAUCACGCGGCUGGUCGACGCGGUGGCGGAGCGGGAGGUCGAGAGUUCUGCAUCCCCGACGGCGAGGGCGGAGGUCGUCGAGCGGUGUGCGCGGUGGUGGAGGCAGGUCGUUUGGUUGGAGGGGCAGUUUUGGCCGGAGAUCUAA